AGAGCGAUUCGAAAGACUCGCUCUCGCGGUACUUCAGUGUCAUACGCCGAUCUGUUUGAGCAGCGUAGUAUGAAGGCGAACACGCCUAUUAUCGUUGCACUUUACCUGCUGUAGUUUCCGCACAGUAGGGAUAUGAAACGGACACAAUGGCAACACAGUACACAGAUCUAGAGCUGGCCAUUAACACCCUGGUCACAAACUUCCACUCAGCAUCAUCCAGUAAUGCCGACACUCUUACGGCCCAGGAAUUCCAAAACAUGCUUUCUCAAGAGAUGCCCGACAUGGUGAAAACAGAGGGAGACCAGGGAGGGCUAAACAAACUCCUGAAGGACAUGGGUGUGGAGGAGGGGAAAAACGUCACAUUCAACAAUUUUUGGGGGCUGGUGAAUUCUUUAGCUACUUCUCAAUUCGGACUGCAGAGCAAAGAGAAGCAGGUGAAAUGUGUGAAAUGUAUUUUGCUCUGAGAUGACCAGUGCACGAAUAACCCUGAGCAAACAAGAUCAAACAACAUUGUGUCCACGACAGUCCUGACAAAAUAUGUCCAGUUUAUCUCCCGUUUACAGUCACACUCUGUAUAAUUGUACAUGUCACUUUGGUGUGUUGUUAUGGAGCUGCCUGAAUAAAUAGUACCCAACAGGCCGUUACAACAUAGACCACAAGUAAUCUCUACCAUCUGUGUAACCUGAGUCACACCUGCCUGGCAUGAUAAUGUAAGAUUUAAGUGGGUAAUUUAUUUCCUCAUUUGUUCUGGUGCUGUAGGUUUGUGUAUUGUGUCACGUUAAGCCUGCCCAAAUAUGUACUUUCAUUUUAUUAAAGAAAAAAAGAGGAACGUUUUAUGUGUUGAAUGUAACAACAAUGAUUACUCUGUUGUUUAUCAUUAUUAUUGAGCAACAUUUGUGUUCUGCUAAUUGGGAGUGUAAUAUUGUGGAUGAAUAAAGAGAUGCAUCACUGUAUAA
Misgurnus anguillicaudatus (oriental weatherfish) is the source of this 956-nucleotide messenger RNA. It is a transcript of the gene s100v1, whose product is annotated as S100 calcium binding protein V1. The record is from RefSeq and is a predicted model, not a curated record. Gene Ontology annotation, molecular function: calcium-dependent protein binding; calcium ion binding. Gene Ontology annotation, cellular component: perinuclear region of cytoplasm. NCBI's taxonomy places the organism in Eukaryota, Metazoa, Chordata, Actinopteri, Cypriniformes, Cobitidae.